AUGAUUUUGGAUAAUGCCGACAAUGCAGAGCUCGUUUUCCCUUCAGCUGAAUCGGAUGUACCACCUGCUACUGUUACACAAACUCAGAAACCUCUAAUCGAAUACCUUCCAGCUAUCUUACAUUCUCAGAAGUCAUUACUCGUUACAACGAGAAGUAGACCCGUAGGCCAGGAUCUAGCCGACGGAGAAUUGUGUGUGGAGGUGCCGCCACUUUCAAGUCAAGAAGCGGAAGCAUUGUUGCGAUUGAAACUGAAAGGAUCUGCGAGCUCUUUCGACGUGUCUAGUACAGAAAGGCUGCUGGAUGUCCUGGGAUCUAUUCCGCUAGCCAUCACGCAGGCUGCUGCCUUUAUUAACCGCAAUCGAUGGACCGUUCAAGGCUAUCUAGCAGCCCUUGAAAAGGACAUACUCCACAGGCUUGCUGUACUUAUCACGCUGGAGCUUAAAAGCAAUACCUGCUAUAGGUGGAAGGACCUCGACCUUGAUACUUUGUUCCAUCAGCUGCAGGAGAUGUUCAAUAUCACCGAAAUUCUUGUUAGUCAGUGUCAGUAUCUGACUUGCGUUGAGAAGGCAGUCUUCUUUUCGCAUGAGCACAAUUUUGUCAUCAAUCUUUAUCUGUACAUAUCUCCCGUCAUAAUCCGUCACCUUGACAAGGACCAGUCAGCAUGCGCGACAUGUCUGACGGGCUCAUUGAGGAUGGUGUACUUUAGCUUGUUUAAGUUCUUUCAGUCGUUUACGCCACUGCGGCCUUUGUCCCUCCUGCGCGAAGGCAAAACCUACCUCUUCAGCAUCGACGUUCAUGGGAUUUUUCGCUUCCGAAUUGCUCUUGGAUCUGAACCUCUCAUUUCGCUUAUAAGCCUUGACAUUAAUCUAACCGAGGCUCACAAGAUAGCAAGAUGCAGUCUUCUCUUCUACGGGUUCGCAAAUUAUUACUCACCUCAACGGUACCACCAGACCUCACUUUCGAUUGUGAGGAAUAUGAUAGACUCCAAAGAACUACCACGCCGUCAAGCUCGCUAUCACAGAAAUUCAGGUGAAGUCAGCGCGGUCGUCUUCUCGCCUGACGGCCAGCUUCUGGCCUCUGCAUCCUACGACAACACUGUCAGACUGUGGGACCCAGCCACAGGGGCCUCACGCGGCACGCUUGAAGGCCAUUCAGAUUGGGUCAGCGCGGUCGUGUUCUCGCCUGACGGCCAGAAUUGA
Molecule: messenger RNA, 1200 nt
Organism: Letharia columbiana
Lineage: Eukaryota; Fungi; Ascomycota; Lecanoromycetes; Lecanorales; Parmeliaceae
Exons: 3
Coding region: 1-1200 (399 amino acids)
Biological process (GO): negative regulation of transcription by RNA polymerase II
Cellular component (GO): transcription repressor complex; nucleus
Molecular function (GO): protein binding
Source: RefSeq, a predicted model, not a curated record